Molecule: messenger RNA, 423 nt
Organism: Blastomyces gilchristii SLH14081
Lineage: Eukaryota; Fungi; Ascomycota; Eurotiomycetes; Onygenales; Ajellomycetaceae
Exons: 2
Coding region: 1-423 (140 amino acids)
Source: RefSeq, a predicted model, not a curated record
AUGGCCAACCUAGUCAAGUUCUACAUCGUGGGCACAAUCCCUACUCGACGGCUCCCUCAAUUGAUGGCUUUGGCAUAUCAGACUGCAAAUGACCUUCAUCUUCACCCAAAAGCUGUUCUCAUCCGGUCGGAUAUUCACGAUACGACCUCUAUACUUGGUACAUACCAGAAAGAUCCAAAGGGUCUCCAUCUUACGAUCUGCUUCAAAGAUGCUGAGCAACUCGCCAACAACACGCAUAUCGCUAGUCAUGGAUAUGUCACAGACAGAUUGAAAAACUUUAUUCACGAAGCAACACACACGCCCGAAAAACAGGAUGGAACUAAGAAAAAGAAUGGGGUUGAUGUUUGGCCUGGCGGUUUAAAAUGUGUUGUUGAAGUGGCCUAUGGGCAGGUGCCGAAGCAGGAAGAGAUUCAAGUUGAGUAA